This is a messenger RNA of Balaenoptera musculus (blue whale), 2713 nucleotides long. It is a transcript of the gene LRRC14, whose product is annotated as leucine rich repeat containing 14. The transcript has 4 exons. NCBI's taxonomy places the organism in Eukaryota, Metazoa, Chordata, Mammalia, Artiodactyla, Balaenopteridae. The record is from RefSeq and is a predicted model, not a curated record. Gene Ontology annotation, cellular component: cytoplasm. Gene Ontology annotation, molecular function: kinase binding. The coding region runs from base 658 to 2139 and encodes 493 amino acids.
GUGCCGCCCGGGAGGCGGGGGCGGGAGCCCAGGGGGUGCGGCUGCGGGGAGGGGAGGACCCGGAGCACGGUGCCGGGCUGAGCGGCCUCGGGUCCCAGGAGGCGACGCACAGGUUUCGAGGGGCAGACCCCGCCCGGAAGGCGGAGGGCGUCGGAUUUAGAGCCUCCCGCGGCUCGAGGCUUGGAGGAGCCGGGCGGGGGCGUCUUCAGGGAAACGGCGGAGCCGCGGGCCGGUGGGGGGCGGCGGCCACCACACAGAGGCUCCUUCCGCGGUGACCACACUGGCUGCUUUCGUUUCCUCUCGUGAUAGGUGCUUGGUUGGUCUGUCCUGUCACAGCGAGGUAUGAAUCGUCCUCGCGAGAUUUGUCCACAGGCAGAGCGAGGCCGAGGGUUGACGUCCUGGGCUUCUCAGGAACCAGUGCCCUAAGGACUUGUGUGUGAGGUCCGCAAGAGCAGGGGCUCUGGGGCCAGGCUGCCACCAUUCCCGAGCUCAUCACCCAGGCUGUGACCUCUAUUGGGCAAGGCCUAGGUCUUAGUUGUCUAACCUGUUUUCAGGGAGAUGACCCAGAGGCAGUUUUGAGAAUGAGGUGCCUGGCGGGCGCACAGUAAGUCAGCAGCAGAGCUGACACCCAGGUGGCCUCCUGCCCGGCCCAGCACCAUGCACACCCUUGUGUUCCUGAGCACACGGCAGGUGCUCCAGUGCCAGUCAGCUGCCUGCCAGGCCCUGCCCCUGCUGCCACGAGAGCUCUUCCCCUUGCUCUUCAAAGUGGCCUUCAUGGACAAGAAGACCGUUGUGCUGCGCGAGCUGGUGCACACGUGGCCCUUUCCACUGCUUAGCUUCCAGCAGCUGCUGCAGGAGUGUGCCCACUGCAGCCGGGCCCUGCUGCAGGAGCGGCCUAGCACAGAGAGCAUGCAAGCCGUGAUCCUGGGGCUGACUGCCCGGCUCCACACCCCGGAGACUGAGGCUGGCACACAGCCCCUCGUCAGGAAGCACACGCUGCGGGUGCUGGACAUGACGGGCCUUCUGGAUGACGGCGUGGAGCAGGACCCGGGCACCAUGAGCAUGUGGGACUGCACAGCAGCGGUGGCCCGCACGUGCAUCGCACAGCAGCAGGGCGGGACUGCAGAGCCCGGCCUGGCCCCCGUUCCUGUGGAGGUGCGUGUGGACCUGCGGGUGAACCGGGCCUCUUAUGCAUUCUUGCGGGAGGCACUCCGUAGCAGCGCGGACAGUCCACUGCGGCUCUGCUGCCGGGACCUGCGGGCUGAGGACCUGCCCAUGCGCAAUACCGUGGCCCUGCUGCAGCUUCUGGAUGCGGGCUGCCUGCGCCGCGUGGACCUGCGCUUCAACAACUUGGGCCUGCGAGGCCUGUCCGUCAUCAUCCCACACGUGGCCCGCUUCCAGCACCUGGCCAGCCUGCGGUUACACUAUGUGCACGGGGACUCUCGGCAGCCCUCUGUGGACGGCGAGGACAACUUCCGUUACUUCCUGGCCCAGAUGGGCCGCUUCACCUGUUUGCGGGAGCUCAGCAUGGGCUCCUCUCUUCUCUCGGGGCGGCUGGACCAGCUGCUCAGCACCCUGCAGAGCCCCCUGGAGAGCCUGGAGCUGGCCUUCUGUGCCCUGCUGCCUGAGGACCUGCGUUUCCUGGCACGGAGCCCCCAUGCUAUCCACCUCAAGAAGCUGGACCUGAGUGGCAAUGACCUGUCCGGCAGCCAGCUGGAGCCCUUCCAGGGUCUGCUGCAGGCAGCAGCAGCGACGCUGCUGCACCUCGAGCUGACCGAGUGCCAGCUUGCUGAUACCCAACUGCUGGCCACACUUCCCGUGCUGACUCGUUGUGCCAGCCUCCGCUACCUCGGCCUCUACGGCAACCCGCUGUCUAUGGCGGGCCUCAAGGAGCUCUUGAGGGACUCGGUGGCACAGGCCGAGCUGCGCACGGUGGUGCACCCUUUCCCCGUGGACUGCUAUGAGGGCCUGCCCUGGCCACCGCCUGCCUCUGUCCUGCUGGAAGCCUCCAUCAAUGAGGAGAAGUUUGCCCGCGUGGAGGCCGAGUUGCACCAGUUGCUACUGGCCUCAGGCCGUGCCCACGUGCUCUGGACCACAGACAUCUAUGGGCGCCUGGCUGCAGACUACUUUAGCCUGUGACCUCCAGGCUGUGGGUGAGAGUUAGGCUGUCCUGGGGUCCAGGGCUACUGGAGAUCUCUUGCCCCUUGGAUAGUCAGAGCCUUUGGGACCUUGCUGGAGGCCUGACACAAAGGCACUAGUCUCUGAUUUCUUUGCUCCUGGGCGCACCUUGAGCAUGCCCAUGCUUUUUGCAGCACCCUGUGCGGUUUGUCCUGCACCCGCUCCCCUGACUCGCUGACCAUCUGUGGGCCUGAGGGCUGGAUUCCAGGCCUACAUGGCCCUGCCUGGUUAGGCUGCACUCAGCUGCCCUCCCGUGUCCUGGUUCUCUCCUUGGAAUGUUCCUGGGAUCUGUGAGCUGAAAGAGGAUGUUCUCCUUUGGGCCCUCCCCAAGAGCAGACUGCUCUGGGGUGGAAGUUUGGACAGGGGCCUGCUUCAAGGAGGGUUGGGCUCCCAGGCACUUGGGGGCCUCUUAACGUUCUCCUUUCCCUGGCACACAGGAAACUGCCUGUCGGCCGGGUUUGGGGGCCAGAGGGUGUCUUUAAGGUACAAACGUGCAGUAUGCUUAGAACUUAAAUCUGUGGCUAUUUUUUCUGUC